AUGAUCGUUUUGCUCAUUUUCCUUAGACAAGUAUCAGAAUGCACUCGUUGGCCAGCUGGAACAUACGGUCUACCCAAACCAAUAUCCGGGUGUCCCUGGUCAGAAGGCUUUUCCUGGAGAGAAGGAUGGAGGUCUCAAGAUACCAACGGAAAACAAUCGAACAACUCAAGGUCACCAAAAUUUCACCUUGAUGGAAAAGUGGAUAACGAUGAGAUUAAAAGAUCCUUCUGCAUUAAAGAUGAUAUAACAACCGAUAGGAACAGGCCUCUAUGGCCAAAAGGGAAGUACUGCAUCUAUAAGAGAAGACGGCAAUGCCCUGCAGGUUUAACAUCAGGUGAACUCUUCUGGGAUGACGAGGAGAACGCAAACCGUAAUGAUGAUGGAGGAACACUUCCUGAGGGUAAAUAUGACCACGACACAGUUAUCUACUUUUGCUGCAAAACAAACGGUUCCAAAGACGACCCAAUUGCUCUUCCGAUGCUUGAAAGAGAAAUUAUAUCUCAAGGAGAGUCUCCUAUUUGGUCACUACAAUAUCUGAGUUACUUUUGUUACCUACUGCGGGAAAGUAAUCUUUUUACGGUUAAAAAAAGAGAUACGAAUAACGAAAAAGAAACUAGGAUUGCAGAUGAAAAACUUGAAAUGUAG
Pocillopora verrucosa is the source of this 645-nucleotide messenger RNA. NCBI's taxonomy places the organism in Eukaryota, Metazoa, Cnidaria, Anthozoa, Scleractinia, Pocilloporidae. The record is from RefSeq and is a predicted model, not a curated record.